AUGGGCUUAGACUUGGACGCUUGCAUUUCUCAGCUUCUUCAAAAGCAACUGUUAGCAGAGUCUCUUAUCAAAGAAAUUUGUGAAAAGACUAAAGAGCUGUUAAUGAAUGAAAGCAAUUGUGUUUCAAUUUCAGCGCCUGUCACCGUCGGCGAUAUUCAUGGGCAAUUUUAUGAUCUUAUAGAAAUAUUUCGGAUCGGAGGGUAUUGCCCAUCUACAAAUUAUCUCUUCCUUGGCGAUUAUGUGGAUAGAGGACUCUUUAGCGUGGAGACGAUAUCUCUGUUGACAUGCCUGAAAUUACGUUAUCCUCACAGGGUUCAAUUGGUUAGAGGAAAUCAUGAAUCAAGAGCCGUUACCCAGACCUACGGAUUUUAUACUGAAUGCGUAAGAAAAUAUGGUUCAACAAACGUUUGGCAUUAUUUUACAGAUAUGUUUGAUUAUCUCACGUUAUCGGUUGUAAUUGAUGACAGGAUUUUCUGCGUACACGGAGGAUUAUCGCCUUCAAUACAUAGUAUUGAUCAAAUAAAAAUCCUUGAUAGAUACAGAGAGAUACCACACGAAGGCCCAAUGGCAGACUUGGUUUGGUCUGAUCCUGAUCCAGACAAAGAUGAAUUUGCCAUUUCACCAAGAGGUGCUGGCUACACUUUUGGGGGUUUAGUUGUCAAGAAGUUUCUUGAAAUAAAUAAUAUGGAACAUAUUCUUCGUGCGCAUCAACUUUGUAUGGAAGGAUAUCAGGUUCUCUAUGAUGAUCGUUUAUCAACUGUAUGGUCUGCACCUAAUUACUGUUAUCGUUGUGGAAACAUGGCUUCGAUCUUAGAAGUUGGUGUAGAUGGACAGAGAUUUUUUAAUGUGUUUGAUGCUGCACCUGAAAAUGACAGAGAUGGUCCUUCACAACAAACUUCUUUAGAGAAAAAAGUAAGUGAUAACGUGUAUAUAACUUUUUUUUUUUAUUUAGUCUAA
Molecule: messenger RNA, 957 nt
Organism: Rhizophagus irregularis DAOM 181602=DAOM 197198
Lineage: Eukaryota; Fungi; Glomeromycota; Glomeromycetes; Glomerales; Glomeraceae
Cellular component (GO): FAR/SIP/STRIPAK complex
Molecular function (GO): protein serine/threonine phosphatase activity
Source: RefSeq, a predicted model, not a curated record